Molecule: messenger RNA, 3857 nt
Organism: Siniperca chuatsi (mandarin fish)
Lineage: Eukaryota; Metazoa; Chordata; Actinopteri; Centrarchiformes; Sinipercidae
Gene: dclre1c
Product: DNA cross-link repair 1C, PSO2 homolog (S. cerevisiae)
Exons: 15
Coding region: 338-2374 (678 amino acids)
Biological process (GO): double-strand break repair via nonhomologous end joining; interstrand cross-link repair; protection from non-homologous end joining at telomere
Molecular function (GO): 5'-3' DNA exonuclease activity; damaged DNA binding
Source: RefSeq, a predicted model, not a curated record
AACGUUGGGAGCAGAACAAUAACGAAACGGACUACUCCGAGGCAUUAUUGUAUGCAUUAUUAAUCUGGUAUAUGAAGGAAGGAAGCAUGGAAAACAAAGUUUAAAAAAAUCUUAAGAACGGGGAUUAGUUAAAGAAAAAAAGUGUAGAUUGAUAGUAGAGGGCGAUAAUACACACUAAAUGCAACUAAACCGCCGUAAAAAGAAACGAAGAAGAACAGGAACUGAAAUUGGUGGGCGGGACAAACAAAUACCGGCGAUGUUAACAAAAUAAGCUCUCUCCGCUGGAAACAACGUUUAAUUAAUUUUAGACGAUACCAUCACAAGAUUCGGCGUAAAGAUGAGUUCAUUUGCAGGUCGAAUGAAGGAGUAUCCCACAAUUUCUUUGGACCGGUUCGACCGGGAGAACCUACAUGCUCGGGCAUAUUUCCUCUCCCACUGUCACAAAGAUCACAUGAAAGGACUGAAAGGGCCAAUACUGAAGAGGAAACUGCAGUUCAGUCGAACAGUCAGGCUUUACUGCUCCUUCGUGACCAAAGAACUUCUGCUGAGCAAUCCCAAGUAUGCUUUCUGGGAGGAAUACAUCGUUCCUUUAGAGCUGGAGAGUCCAACUCAGAUUUCUCUGGUUGAUGAGGCAUCGGGAGAGAAAGAAGAGAUUGUAGUCACGUUGCUUGCUGCAGGCCACUGUCCCGGCUCUGUUAUGUUCCUGUUUGAGGGUUCCCAGGGAAACGUGUUGUACACAGGAGACUUCAGGUUCGCUGCUGGAGACGCCUCGAGAAUAGAACAUCUGCACUCUGGCAGCAGAGUGAAGGAUAUUCAGACUGUUUAUCUGGACUCCACUUUCUAUGACCCGCGAUUCUACCAAAUUCCUUCUCGGGAGGCCUGUCUGAACGGUAUCUCAGAGCUCGUUAGGAACUGGAUCAGUCAGAGUUCAUAUCAUGUUGUGUGGCUCAACUGUAAAGCUGCGUAUGGAUAUGAAUACCUGUUUACCAACCUGGGAGAGGAGUUCAACACACAGAUCCAUGUCAAGAGUCUGGCGAUGUUCAAGAAGAUGCCGGAGAUCCUGAGCUACGUGACGACUGACCGCAGGACACAGAUCCAUGCCUGUCGGCACCCUAAGGAUGAGGAGUUUUUCCAAGGCAGCAGGUUGCCGUGUGGCUGUACAGCCUCUGACGGGACUCCUCUUCGUAUCAUCAGCAUCAAACCGUCCACCAUGUGGUUCGGAGAGAGGAUGAAGAAAACCAAAGUUAUAAUAAAAACAGGAGCCAGUUCCUUCAGAGCCUGCUUCAGUUUCCACUCCUCCUACUUAGAGAUUAAAGACUUCCUCUCCUACCUCCAGCCAGUCAACAUCUACCCCAGUGUUAUCCCUCUUGGUCGGACACUGACGGAGGUUACACAGAUGUUGAAGCUGAUGUGCAGAAACCAAUCUGAUCAGGCAGCGUCCAUAUACAAACCUCUGGGAGUCCUCAAACGCAGCAUGGUGAAGCGACCUACAUACGAUUCAGACAGCGAUGACGAGCUGUUUGACGGGCUCGACCUGGCACCAGUGAGGAAGAAGAUGGGGCUGAACCAAGAAAUAAAAAAUGUGAAAGCUCAGAGUCCUCAGAAAACAGCGCCCCCUGUGUCCGCGGACAAGUCUUUACCUGUGACGGUCACAGACACGCAGUCUGUUGCACGCAACUACGUGGACUGCACUGAGUCCAAUGAUGAAGAGGACGAUAAUGAGGAGGAGGAGGAUCAGCAGCAGGAGGAGGAGAACGAGGGAAAGGGGGAUACAAAACUGACGAAGGAGGAGGUGAACAGGACGAUAAAGGAAAAUGAGAGGAAUAAAGAAACUGAGAAAAAGAAGAUUGAGCUAGAAGGACGUGGUUCCUCUGAUCCUCCGAAAUGGGAGGACUUCUUCACCACGGAGACGCUGACUGACAGCCAGAACAGCCUCAACAGCCAAUUACAAUCCUGCUGCUCUGCCCCGAGCCCCUCCCUCUCCAGAAUGACUGGUUCACAGACCCCAGAACUGUUCAGCGAUGAAGAAGAAACCCCCAACGACGAUGGAAACUUCAGUCUGACCCUGUCCGCCUCUCUGUCAAAUCAUUCCUCCCAGAACCAGGACUCAUAUUUACCUGACACCUUGAUUCUCCAACCAGAGCAGGGGGGGUGGGAACAAGGAGACUUGAGGACCAAUACUGUGUCUCAGGAGAAGGAGAGCAACGGCCAAAACGACCAAUCAGAGCUGGAGGAGCUCUCGGAGUCCCAGGUGUCGUCGGACUUUGAUAUUCCCUGCACACCAGAGUCAAAAAUGCCACAACCUGAUGAACUGUCGCAGUUGUACAGGAAGCUGGCGUCAGGAAAGGAAGUGGUCAUCAGAAAGCGCGACUGAAAGAAGGAAUGUGGCUCGCAAAAACUUCCUUUAACAUUCCUGUUUGUCCACAGUAAAGAUCCUAGGCUGUGGACAACUUGUAAAAGGGUAAGAAUUAAUGUGCUAGCAAUGCAAAUAGGUACAAAAUGAAAGUGAGAGUCACCAUGCAUUCAGCCUGUGAGCAUUAUAGUUGAUGGGUCUGAGGAUGAAUAUAUGCAGCUGUCUGCAGCUAUAAGGCUUUGAACAGGCAAAUCAUAUACUGUUCACUUCUUCUUAAACCCUUCGGUACAUUAGAUUGUUUUGAUGAGUAAACAUAGGCAGUUAGCAGGUACUUAAACGGUAGCAUAACCUUAAAUUUAUAAAAUUAAAUUAAAUAUUUUGGCCACUGACAAAUUUGAUGAGUUCAAAGUUUAAAUCUUUGAGGCCUUUAACUGGAAGUUGCACAUUAAUGGCCAACAGUGUGUUAAACUCUGCAAAGUUCCACAACACCCACAUUUAGGAGUUGUGAAACAUCUUUACUGGUAAAUAUAUCGCAUGAAGUUAACUGCAGCAUGUAAAUAAUGGAAAACCAGGACAAAAGUCAAAGCGUGGACGUGUCAAUGACCACACGUUGGCCACUAAAGUCAUUUUUUUUUUAAACACAUCAUGAGAGCGAAGAGGAAGUUGAAUGAAGAUACAGUAUUUCAGUAGUAUUUAUCUACACAGACAUGGUAAAUAUAUUCAUUCAAUUUCCACUUUUCUAUCAUGUCCUCAACUAUUGGCCUGGCCUUCUUUAUUUACAUUGUGCAGUUUUUUUUAUUUGUUUAAUGGUAAAUACUUCACAUGAUGUAGACCAUGACCACCUGAAUGCAAACAACUGGUAAAUAUUACUUAGUUAGGUGAUAAUUUAUCAAUUUUUAUCAGAUGACAAGGACGUCCUAAAUGCAUUUUUUCCUCCUGACCAAUGAAGUCAAAGGAAACCUGUGCAUCUGUGUCAAUCCAGUUCCUGAUUGGCUGCCUGGCAUGCUGCUCCACACAAAGCAGCAGCAUCCAGACUUCUUCAGACUUAAACAUUAUUUUCUGAAACAUGACCAUUACCUGAUGAGCUAUAAAUGAAAUUUAUUUGGUUGAUCAUCUCUAUAUUUAUGUUGCUCACAGUAUGAAUACAUUGUUGCCUCUCCUAUAUGCUGCAAGACUGCUGGUUAACUGCGAUAAACACAUAAUGAUCUUCUAUAAUACCUCACAUGCCUUACAAGUAACACUGUUCCUCUCCGGCUUCUGUCGAACUGCCAAACCACACAAACCUCAGUAUGUAAAGCAACACACACACACAGUUCAUUCCAAUGCACUUUACGUUAAUCUGUGGCCCACAUGCAUUAAUGCACCUGUACACUUCACAGCUGACUUUCCCUUUUUGUUGACAGUUUGUGGUUUGUUCUGCUCAACACUUCUUCAUUGUGAAGUGGAUCAAAUGAUGUCGAGAAGAUGAAGUUUUGUAAACCAAAUUAAAGGUAUUUAAUUUCAA